Messenger RNA from Nymphaea colorata (pocket water lily), 2369 nucleotides. Its product is annotated as cleavage and polyadenylation specificity factor subunit 3-I. NCBI's taxonomy places the organism in Eukaryota, Viridiplantae, Streptophyta, Magnoliopsida, Nymphaeales, Nymphaeaceae. The transcript has 6 exons. Gene Ontology annotation, cellular component: mRNA cleavage and polyadenylation specificity factor complex. Gene Ontology annotation, molecular function: RNA endonuclease activity; 5'-3' exonuclease activity; RNA binding. Gene Ontology annotation, biological process: mRNA 3'-end processing by stem-loop binding and cleavage. Bases 193 to 2268 code for a protein of 691 amino acids. The record is from RefSeq and is a predicted model, not a curated record.
AUCGAAGAGAGAGAGAGGGAGAGAGAGAGAGAGGGGAGCCCUAAAACCGCCCUCCAAAACCUUUCAAAAAUCCUGGAAUUCCCUUUCUCUCAGUUGGAAACUGUUUCCAGUCCAUCUCCUCUACUCGGAAACUGACGACGAAGUCGAGAGAAGAGGCUUUGGUGUUUCCGGAGAUCUUCUGGGGCCUCCGCGAUGGCGUCAACGGGUGCAGCUCCAUCGCUGAAGCGAAAGGACUCUUUUUCCGCGGCCUCCAGGGAAGGCGACCAACUCAUCAUCACGCCGCUCGGUGCCGGAAACGAAGUGGGUCGUUCUUGCGUCUACAUGUCCUACAAGAACAAGACCAUCCUUUUUGAUUGUGGGAUUCAUCCGGCAUACUCGGGAAUGGCGGCGCUCCCUUACUUCGAUGAGAUCGAUCCCUCGACCAUCGACGUACUCCUCGUUACCCACUUUCACCUGGAUCAUGCUGCUUCUCUUCCCUAUUUUCUAGAGAAGACUACUUUCAAAGGAAAGGUUUUUAUGACCCAUGCAACAAAAGCCAUUUACAGGCUUCUGUUAUCAGACUAUGUGAAAGUAAGCAAGGUUUCUGUUGAAGACAUGUUAUAUGAUGAGGGUGAUAUUGUUCGCUCCAUGGACAAAAUAGAGGUGAUAGACUUUCACCAGACAGUAGAGGUGAAUGGCAUCCGGUUUUGGUGCUACACAGCUGGCCACGUUCUUGGUGCUGCCAUGUUUAUGGUUGACAUUGCUGGACUCCGUGUGCUUUAUACUGGUGACUACUCCAGGGAGGAAGAUCGCCAUCUCCGUGCUGCAGAAACCCCACAAUUCUCUCCUGAUAUAUGCAUCAUUGAAUCCACAUAUGGUGUUCAGCUGCACCAACCUCGAACUGUUCGUGAGAAGCGUUUCACAGAUGUUGUUCAUAGCACUGUUGCUUCUGGUGGUCGUGUCCUCAUCCCGGCUUUUGCUCUUGGUCGUGCACAAGAGCUUCUUCUCAUCCUUGAUGAAUACUGGUCUGCGCACCCCGAGCUGCACAACAUCCCAAUAUAUUAUGCUUCACCUUUGGCCAAGCGUUGCAUGGCUGUUUACCAGACAUACAUAAAUGCUAUGAAUGAGAGGAUCCGCUCACAGUUUGAAGGUUCCAACCCUUUUGACUUUAAGCAUAUAUCACCACUAAAAAGCAUUGAAAACUUUGAAGAUGUGGGACCAUCUGUAGUGAUGGCCAGUCCAAGUGGAUUACAGAGUGGCCUCUCAAGGCAACUAUUCGAUAUAUGGUGUCAAGACAAGAAGAAUGCAUGCAUAAUACCUGGUUAUGUGGUGGAGGGGACUCUGGCUAAAACUAUAAUUAAUGAACCCAAGGAUGUAACACUCAUGAACGGCCUGACUGUACCGCUGAAUAUGCAGGUUCAUUAUAUUUCUUUCUCAGCUCAUGCUGAUUUUGCUCAGACCAGUGCAUUCUUGAAGGAAUUGAUGCCACCAAACAUAAUUCUUGUCCAUGGAGAAGCCAAUGAGAUGGGAAGGCUGAAGCAGAAACUUAUAACACAGUUCUCCAAUCAAAACGUUAAAAUUAUGUCACCAAAAAAUUGUCAGACAGUUGAGAUGUACUUUAAUUCUGAAAAGACGGCUAAAGCCAUUGGUCGCUUGGCUGAAAAAACUCCUGAGGUGGGUGAAAUUGUCAGUGGUUUGCUUGUCAAAAAAGGAUUCACUUACCAGAUAAUGGCACCAGAAGAUCUUCCUGUCUUCAGCCAACUUUCGACAGGAAACAUCACCCAGAGGAUCUCUAUUCCUUAUUCUGGUGCUUUCAGUGUCAUAAAACAUCGGCUACUUCAGAUCUAUGAGAGUGUGGAGCCGCCUGAUGAUGCAGAGGAUCAGGUGCCAACCCUGAUUGUGCAUAAAAGGGUAACAGUGAAGCAGGAAGCAUCAACAUAUGUUACUUUGUUGUGGUCGUCUGAUCCAAUGAGCGACAUGGUUUCUGACUCGGUUGUUGCAGUGAUCAUGAAUAUUAACCGUGAUCCAUCGAAAGCAAUAGCAAGUGAGGCCAGGAUGAAGGAAGAAACUGAGAGAACAGCAGAGAAAGUGGUAUCUGCAUUGUUAGUUUCUCUCUUUGGCAAUGUCAAGGCAGGGGAGGAAGGAAAGAUGGUUGUCACGGUUGAUGGUAAUGUUGCACAUGUAGACAGUAAGAGUGGUGACGUUGAAUGUGAGAAUGAAGGACUGAAAGAGAGGGUGCGAACCGCUCUUCGUCGAAUUCAGAGUGCAAUUAAGCCUAUCCCUCUUUGAAGAGUUGUGUUCAAGUUGGUAACGUUAACAGGCAGGAUGUAAGAGACUGUAAUUGUAUUUAAUUUAAUGUUAAGAAAUCAUUAAUUCUCUGCUGCUCAAAA